AUGUGUGCCGCCCAAAUCCACCCGCCGCCUCCCAAGCGCAGAUGCCUAUCCCAAGCAGAACCGGGUCCAUACGUCCUCCGUCAUGUCCUCGAUGACAUCCCCUUGGUGACUGAAGAUGGGCGGCAGGAUGUUUCGGUAACAUGUGUUGAGUACUGGAAUAACAACUUGUAUAUCGGAACCUCUGCCGCCGAGAUCCUCCAUCUUGUUGCAAUCCCAUCCGAAGACGUGCAUGAUACUACCGCUCCCACCUUCAUUCUUGCCUCCCGCCUUCAACCCAGCGGCCAUGCCGUUUCCAACGAGUCUGCGACUGCUCCUGGCAUACAACAAAUCUUAGUCUUUCCAGGCCCUUCGAAGGCCUGCGUUUUGUGCAAUGGUGUGGUUUCAUUCUACUCGCUUCCCGAGUUCAGCCCUGCUUUUCCGAACAGAGAGCCCGCCGGAGUGCAGUGGAUCGGCGGAAUAGAUGAAAAUGAAGACAAGGAACACCCAGACGGUCCGGUGGUAAUGAUUGCCAAUUCUCGACGAAUCCUGCAGGUCAGAGUCGGCGAAAGAUUACGUGCGAUCAAGAAUAAUAUCGAGUAUCCAGGCUGUCUUCGUUCAAGCAGGCGAGAAACCAUCGCUUGUGUCGCCGACGACACUAGUUACGCUCUACUUGAGGUCGAACACCAACAAAAAAUUCCUUUGUUUCCAAUAUCUUCAGUGCCUGAGGUCCGUGAGCCGACGCCUCCUCCGAGUCGAUCUCCGGCCACUUCUCCCCCUCCUACCGAGUCCGGACAUGCGAGAAGCACAAGUAUGGGCAACCUCGUAGGCAACACCAUCAGUAACCGAGACAAUUCCUCCAACGAGCCAACGACUGGUGGUCCCGACCAAGGGAGCAGUGCUCAGUCUCCAGUUCUCUCACUGCCCGCAACAGAACCUGAUGGAACCAUCAAAGGCCGCCCACGAGCCGCAACGGAUAGCACCCCUGCCAAAUCUGCCAGCGUCAGUAGCCUGGGAUCCCUCCAAAAGCUCAAGCCUCAUAUCCUCUCUCCAUUCCCAAGUGAGUUCAUGCUCACUACGGGCACGGCUGAAACAGAACCAGGAGUAGCUAUGUUUGUCAAUCUGGAUGGGGAUGUCGUUCGUGGGACCCUUGAAUUUCAAGUUUAUCCUGAAGAUCUCCUGGUGGAUAACUUUUUUGUCCCGGAGAAUCCUACCGGCCCAGCUCCAGACGACGACGGGCAGAUCAUUUUUGCCCUGAUACGAAGAGGUGAAGGGACCACCAUCGUCAGAGGCCUUGAAGCUCAACAGAUACAAAACGCUGCAGAUUCAAUCCACCCCAAGUCUUGGAUACCUUUGCCUCGUGUCAGCACUCCACAGCCACCCAAUGCUGGCCUCCGACACACGCUCAGUAGCCAUGCGCAUUCUUUCGGAAUUGCGAGAGACUUGCUUCAACUUGUCCCAUUGUCGCUUGGGCCUCUGAGAUCACAUCAGGACCAUGACCCCAGGACACAAUCUGCCGUUGAACAACUUGAACAGGAGCGAGCACUCUUUGAAAGCGUGUCUGCACUGACCCACGUGGAGACCUCAGUUGAACUGGUCACCAAACGUGCUGUGGAAGAAGCCAAAUUUGCAACCCGGCUAGGCAAAAGCUAUACCAAGAAUCUUGUGUUCCAAGGGAAAGACAUUUUCAUGAUCCUUCAAAACCCACUGAUCUCACAAUUGGAACAUCGAUUGGCACAAUACACAGUGGACGGCCGCGUUGCGGACCUCAACCCAAGUCAAGUCUUUGGUUUUCUUGCGAGCAUUCAUGGUCGUGAUCCAAAAGACGAAACGGAGUUCUUGACACUGAACUACAUCAAGCAGAAAUCAAGCCUCAUCCUGUUCUUGUACUUACAGUCCCACUUAUCAGCAAAUGACAUCUUGAGAGCUGUUGAGAACACCCUCCAUGACGGUGGCCUCGAUCCCCGGGUCCCACUUCUCAUGUUGUCUCCUCUGGCUGGUGAGGUUCUGUACGGGCCGGAAGGUAUCUGGCUCCACCAGGGAAUGACGGAUCUCCUCGAUGAAUUCCAAGCCAAAGUUUCCACGUUCGAGGAUGCCCCCAUUGAUUUCUGGAUGAUGAUCCGUCACUUUCUCAUGCUCUGGCAGGAAAAACGAGGAUAUGGCAGUAUCAGCGACGAGAGGCACAUCUUUGACUCGGUCGAUGCUGCACUGCUGCACGUCCUUCUCCAUCUUGACCAAACUCUACCGCGGAAUAGUGGCGCACAGAAGUCAGUCGGAACCAAACUGAACAAUGUGGUGGAUAACUGGAAAGGUAAUCUCGAUCGAGCUGCAUUCCUUCUUGAAAAGUACAACCGACUCUUUGUCUUGAGUCGACUUUACCAGAGUAAGAAAAAAGCCCGCGAUGUCCUCGCAACAUGGAAGCGGAUCAUUGAGGGCGAAAAGGAUUUCGACUAUGGAGAUAAUAUCGCAUAUGUCGAGGAAAAGUUGCGGAGAUACCUGGCGGUCAUACGGGAUGCUGACUUGGUCCAAGACCAUGCUCUCUGGCUUGCUCGGCGCAAUCCUGAGCUUGCUGUUGAGAUUCUCACCGACGAUUCAGCACGCGUCAGAUUCAAUCCCCAGCAACUCGUGGCAUUAUUGAAACAACAGGCACCAGGCGCAGUUCAGCAGUACUUGGAGCAUCUCGUCUUUGGCAAAGGACUUGACAAGUACGCUGACGAUCUCAUCGGGUACUACCUUGACUCCGUCCUCACCGUGUUGGAAGAUUCUGAAGUCGCUCGAACGUCACUUGCGGAAAGCUAUUCAACAUACCGUGCGCUUGAAACGCCAAAGCCCACCUAUCUUGACUUUAUCAAUCAAAAUGCACCUUCUGAGCACUGGUGGCAAUCUCGACUUCGCCUCCUUCAACUGCUAGGUAGUGGUGCCUACGCCAGUGAUGGCGCUUCGGGCAAAGAUUUGACAUAUUCGGUGCCAAUGGUCUUGGAGCGCAUGGCACCCUAUUCCUCAUAUCUAGUGUCAGAGUCGAUCAUUCUCGAUGCUCGUCAAGGUCGACAUAAAGAAGCUCUCAAACUAUUGACCCAUGGUCUUGGCGACUUCGACACUGCAAUCCGCUACUGCUACUUUGGGGGACCAGCACCAUCCCAGUCACAGACCAUCGAUGCCGGUGCGCUUCCAUCUCGGGCACAACAAUCAGCGCUGUUUGAUUUCCUGUUCCACGAAUUCCUCACCAUAGCAGACCACGAAGACCGUCUCGAGCGCACCAGUCAUCUGCUAGGCAGAUUUGCGAAUUUUUUCGAUCCUCUGACCAUUCUCCAGGAUGUGCCCGACUCGUGGACCGUGGAGAUGAUGUCUGAAUUUUUGGUGCGCAGUUUCCGUGCUGCAACCACUGAACGCAAUCAAGCCAUUAUUCUCAAGGCUCUGAGCGCCGCACAGAAUCUGCAGAAGCAAGUGGAGUUUGUCGAGGUCUGCGAAAAGUUUGGUGCACACUUUGAUAGGGGCCCAUCCCGUGAUAGCACAGGUGGACGAGCUGGCGCUGCUGUCGAUGAUGUUGAGAUGGCGGUCGAUCUCGAAGUUCCAUGA
Exophiala bonariae is the source of this 3552-nucleotide messenger RNA. RefSeq lists its product as uncharacterized. Gene Ontology annotation, cellular component: fungal-type vacuole membrane; cytoplasm. Lineage: Eukaryota; Fungi; Ascomycota; Eurotiomycetes; Chaetothyriales; Herpotrichiellaceae. The record is from RefSeq and is a predicted model, not a curated record. Gene Ontology annotation, biological process: vesicle-mediated transport; endosomal vesicle fusion; autophagy. The coding region runs from base 1 to 3552 and encodes 1183 amino acids. The transcript is spliced from 2 exons.